This is a messenger RNA of Egretta garzetta (little egret), 6127 nucleotides long. It is a transcript of the gene ANKS3, whose product is annotated as ankyrin repeat and sterile alpha motif domain containing 3. Gene Ontology annotation, molecular function: protein binding. Lineage: Eukaryota; Metazoa; Chordata; Aves; Pelecaniformes; Ardeidae. The record is from RefSeq and is a predicted model, not a curated record. Gene Ontology annotation, cellular component: cilium. The transcript is spliced from 18 exons. The coding region runs from base 2079 to 4079 and encodes 666 amino acids.
GCUCCACGGGGCUGAGAAAGGUCUCUGACAAAUGUUAAUUGCCCUGCGCUAAACUUGUUCUUGCCCCAAAGCAAGAGAACAGGCUGUAAAUGUUCAGGAGGUCUUUGUCUAGCUUACUCUUAGCAACCGUAUCUCUGCUGGUAAUCCAUUGCAGUACUCUUGUUUUUACUUUUACAAGGAUUUUUGUGGUCUUUAAUCAAAAUCUUCCAUGCUACAAUUUAAGCCUGUUAUGUCCUGUCAUAUUCACCAUGGCCACAAGGAACAGAUUAUUUCUGGCAGUCCUCUCUGCAGCAACCAUUUAUGUAUUUGAAGGCUGUUAUUACAUGUCCCCUCCAGGCAGCUCCCCUUUAGAUCAGAAAACCCUGAUUUUAUUUCACCUGGUCUUUUCAUUUCAGUCCUCAGGGCUCUGAUCACUUUUAUUGUUCUCCUAUAGAUUCUGUUCAGCUGCUCCCUGUGUUUUCGCAGGUGCUUGCCCAGCUGACCUCAUGCUCCAGUCCAGAGUAAAAAGAGGAAAAAAAACCCAAACCAACAAUAAAACCAAUGACAUAAGCAGUUAGAGCACAGCAUGCAGGUGGUAGGACCGAGUCUUGAAUGUUUGGGAGUCAGGCAUAACCUUUCUGUCAUGUCAAUAUCGCCCUGUUGACCAGCUUGCCAAAGUUUUAUCGGUAACUAGUACCUGAUGUGGGGCUGAUUCUGACAAAAACCAAACAUCUGUGGUUUUGAUAAUUAAUGUAUCCAAUUAACAAGAAUGUCUGCAGAGGGAAUGCUGAGCUUCACUUUCACCUGAAUGUGCUUCUACAAACUGUCCUGGAUUUUACCUCCUUUAACUAACUGUGAACAAGCCUUUUUGCCUUCCAGGAGCAGCUUUAAUCUGUUGUAGUGAGAAGCACUCCUACUUUUCCCCCUUACGAUCCACUUAAAUCCACUUAAAUCUCCUUGUAUUUUGAUUGUGGGGUGUUCAGGUCUUUCAUUUCUGUUCUGCCCUGUGUAUUCUUGCCUGAGGCCUCUGGGUUGCCAGUGUAAUACAAAUUGCUGCUCUUAGGUAAAAUAAGUGCUUUUGAAAGCAGAUCUCUUAUGAAAGGAAUAAUUUAUUACCAGCACACGCCGCUUAGGUAGAAUGGAUGGUGCUUUUGUAGUCUUAACAAACUGAAGAAGGAGGAGUGGAAAAAAAGCAAGGUGUGGGAGAAGGGAUCCAAAUGGGCAGGGAAGAGGUAGGAAUUAAAGGCGUUUUGCUUAUAUUAGAAGAAAAGGGGCUGAUGCUUGCAAGACAAAGACUCCCAAUUCUUUAGAAAAUAUAAGUAUGGUUUUGAAAUGCUACAGCUGAGGCAAUCUAAAGAGCAGCUGCUGCUGAAAAGCGUGUCCCUGCUCUCUUUUAUUCUUUGCCAAUGCCAAAUUCGGCAUUUGCAUGACCCCAGAAUGAAUUGGUCUGAGGAAUUAAACUGGCAAGAAACUAUCAGGAAAAAGAAAGAAAUUAUGUUGGCUUUGCUGCCCAACACAGUAUGUAGUGGGACCAGGUAAACCCCAGAAGUGUCGCGUGGUGGGUGAUGAGAGUACAGGGAGGGGAAAGCACUUGCCAUUGGAUUGACUUGGAUGUAGCCUGAAACUGGAGCUGAAGACCUCAGAUGAUAGAUGCAGCUGUGUCAAACAGCUCUUUAUGAAGUGCCAAACAAGAACACUCUCCUGCGAGUGGUUAAAAUGAUUAAUAUGCAAUUGCUCCCCAAGGCUAGGGAUGGGAAAUAAACCUUUCAGGCAGUCAUGAAACUGUACUGGCUUUCUAAUUAAGUUACUGUCUGCAGGACAGGGGACAUGCUCAGAUAAUGAAUGGGCAGGUGUGCUGCUGCUUGAAGUCUUUCAGCAAUUUCCAAGAUUCACAGAGACAGGACCAGGCUGCUUCUCAAGUGCUGAAACAAUAAAUAGUAGGAACAGUCUCCUUACAACCUGAUGACAUAAGGAAGUGUGCACCUUCUUCAGUGUAUUCAAAUCCCAGAGUCCACUGCAGCAAGAAAGAGCUGCCAGCAAAAACUCCUCAGCAAGUCGUAUUGCUUCAGGCUAAGGAGGUGAUCGAAGUACAGGGCGGGAUGUCGGAGCUGAGCGAUGAAGCCAGCGAGUCGGAGCUGCUGAGCCGCAGUCUUUCCAUGUGGCAUGGGGUCGGUCAGAUGAUCUGUCGGGAAGAGCUGGACGUUCCCCUGGACUUGCAUACGGCCUCCUCCAUCGGCCAGUAUGAAGUGGUGCAGGAGUGUAUUCAGCGUGGAGAUCUGGAUUUAAAUAAGAGGAACUGUGGUGGUUGGACUCCGCUGAUGUAUGCCUCCUACAUUGGCCACGACACCGUUGUGCACCUGCUACUGGAAGCGGGAGUGAAUGUGAACAUCCCCACGCCAGAAGGGCAGACGCCGCUCAUGCUGGCCUCCAGCUGUGGAAAUGAAAGUGUUGCUUACUUUCUUCUACAGCAAGGUGCAGAGCUGGAGAUGAAGGACAUUCAUGGUUGGACUGCUUUGUUUCACUGCACCAGCGCUGGACAUCAGCAGAUGGUCAAGUUCUUACUGGACAAUGGGGCAAAUGCCAACUGCAAGGAGCCUGUGUAUGGAUACACGCCGCUGAUGGAAGCAGCUGCUUCUGGCCAUGAGAUAAUUGUUCAGUACCUUCUCAAUCAUGGAGUGAAGACAGAUGUCAGAGAUAACACUGGAGCCACAGCACGGACGCUGGCCAUGAAGUAUGGACAUACGAAGAUUGUGGGGCUGAUAGAUUUGCAUGCAUCCCCAGUGCCCAAGGUCUUUUGCAGGGGUCCAGGAAAAUAUGAAGAGCUGAGUUCCUCAGAUGAAUCGUGUUCUGCUCCCCAGAGACAGAGGCCUGCUCGUAGGACCAAGGGUCCCAGCAUCCACGAUGGGCCCCAGGCUUUGGCUAAGAUAACAGCAGUUGGAAUCGGGGGAAAGAAGCAGUCUCGCUAUGAGCAGGUCCCUCCUCAGGGCUAUGUUACAUUCAAUGAUGAUGGCAGCUGUGAAGCAGAUGAUAUCCGGAACCGGGAUGUUACCUCUCCGAUUAAUGAGCAGGAUGUGGAGAGCAGCAGCAGCAGGGAGGAUAAUGUUUUCUUCACCAACAACUUAGCAACUGUCAGGAGCAGCAGCAGCAGCAGUGAAUGCCUGACCAAAGCCCUGGGGGUCAGCAGUGAAGGCUCCUUGGAAAGCAAUGAGGAUUCUGACCAUGCAAACAGUCCCCCUAGUCGGAAACAAGCCAAGAGCUUUAAGAUCAAAAAUCGCUACAGCAACAGUGAUAGCCAGUGGACCCACUGCCCAGGGAAAGCUGGGGGCACUAGUCAGCACCCGAUCCUUCCUGAGCCCCCUGCCUAUACAGGGCCCCAGGACCUGGCAACAUUCCUCGAGCAGAUUGGGUGCCUGAAGUAUCUGCAAGUGUUUGAGGAGCAAGAUGUUGACCUCCGGAUCUUCCUGACCCUCACAGAGAGUGAUCUGAAGGAAAUAGGCAUCACUCUGUUUGGACCCAAGAGGAAGAUGACUUCUGCCAUUGCCCGAUGGCACAGCAAUGCUCGGCCGCCCAGCGAUGCCCUGGAGCUGGCCUAUGCAGAUCGGCUGGAGGCUGAGAUGCAGGAAUUGGCCAUUCAGUUGCACAAGAGGUGUGAAGAGGUGGAGGUGAUGAAGGGCCAGGUGUGCCAGGAGCAGAAGCUGCGUGCAGUAGCGGAGAGCUGCUUGAUGGAGCGGGAUGAGACCUGGAAUGCUAUACAGUGCCAGCUCAGAGAGGCUCAGGCCAUCACCAAGGAUGCUGGAGUCCUGCUGGAUCAGAUCAAAUCCUGUCAAGCAGAGCUGUCCUCCCGGCUAACCCAAGAGCAGGCAGUCAGCAGAGUGCUGGACACAAAGGUGCAGCUGGGAACCGGUGAGAGCCGGCGGCCUGGUGAGCGUCCAGUGCUGGAAGGAUGGCCGCCGUCCUUGAAGUCUCUGAGCUUGCCUGAGCUGUCAGCUGUCCUAGAGGAGUGUGUGGGAGAAAUGGGAAAAGCUCUGCAGACUGUGACUCAAAACCUCCAAAGGCUCCAAGCCCCGGGGCAGAGCGGGCAGAGCUGGCUAGAGCCGUAACAAAGCAGGAGGGAAUUCUGACGUCGGGUGACUGUUCCACCCGGAAGCUGAGUGUGCCUGGGAGAAUGAGCGCGAGGGCCGUGCUGGCAGCACCGCAGCUCUGCUGAGAGUGCCGCAGCAGCUGGUGGAUGCGUGGAAGAAGGUCUCGGCCAUCGGAGAACAUGCCUGGGAGAACAAGGGACAGCAGAAGGCAACAACCCAGCAGCUCCUUGGGCCUGACUGUUGUCAGGGUUCCCAGGAUCGUUGUUGUUCAUACCAAAAGGUUAGGCUAAGAGGAGAAGCACCGAGCCCAAAAGGUUUAUCUGCCUUAAGCUUCCUGCAGCCCUUGUCAGGGCUGUGUGAUGUUAGAAAGCUGACAGUUACCCGCAGCGAUCAAUUAUCCUUUUCCACAUCCUGUCCUCCCCAAGGCCUCUGACACUUGCCCUGGCCUCUUCUGUGCCACGUGGAUUGCUCAGGAGCUGACCCAGAAAAUGUAUCUGGCAAGGAAGGCAGGUUUGUUAUGGAUGGGUAAAGUGAGUCGAGUUCAUCAUGAUUGUCUCGUUGUGCUGCAGCGAAACUCUUGCAGCCCUAAUCUCUAGCAGAUUUCUGCCCUACCGCCGCCCCAAAUCCCUGCUUCACAACCUCUCCCUCCAGCCAGCCCACCCUGGUUCGGUUCAGAUUUUUGCCCUGCUCAGGGGUUGUUUGUGAACACGUUACUCAGUCCCAAAGAUCUCUUUUGUGUGGUAAAUGCUUUAUGGCAGAGACUUUGAGUCGGGUUUCAGUGCCAAGAUCCCGAUGCUGACAGGGGUUGCAAGGCAGAUGUUCCCCUGGAAGGACAUGAGAAAGAAGGAAGAGCUCGAGACUGUUCGGUCUCCUGUCCCCCUGACAGGCAGCAGUGCCGAGGCAAGCGGAACAAGAACCGAGGGAUGGAUCUGUCCCACGUGGGAGAUGGGUGAAACAAAUCACAUCCCAGAUGUAGCUGCGGUGCAAAGCUUUGGUCCUCAACCACUGCCUGCCUUUGGUUUCCAGGCUCUUAGUGUUUGGGAAUAGUUCUGUGGAGGGAUUUUUGUGUCGGCAGAGUGGGUUGUUUCAAAGGGCAGACAAAUGGUGCGGGAAGAGGCUGCCUCCCCAGAGAGACUGCGCUGUCUCUUGGAGCUGGGCGAGCAGCCGCAAGGGCUCUGGUGGCAGUUAUGGUGAGGUAAACUUGUUUCUAGUGGCUCUCUGUUCCUGUGUAUUGCUGAGUCCUUUAGGGGGGAAAAAAAAAUCCCACAACCAAACAACAAAACCUGAAGUCUGAGUGGCCUUGGUGAGUCUGGAGAAGUCUUUUUCUCUUUGCUGGGAAGGGGAAGAAACUGUGUUACUUCUGAUUUUAAUAUUUUUUGGACCUUGAUUGUAGAUGCCAAAAUACAAAAAUCCAUUCUGGCUCCCUCCUUUGAGCUAGUCACCCCUCCUGAUCAGCUGCCUGCGACUGCUUAGGCAGGCUUGAAAGCUAGCCUGCCUUUGGGUAGAGGCGACAUCGUGUUUGGCUGUCCCACCCAACUGGUGUGUCCGUGCUGCCAGGGGACAGUCCUGCGGCAGCGAGGCAGGUACGGCCCGCUCCGACGAGAACCUGCCCUGCUGGCCGCUUGCGUGUGCCCGCUGUGGGCUGCUGCUGCCCACUCGUGUUUAACUCUUAAACUUAACACCGCACGCUGGUUUUUGCCUCUUUUGCGAAUAAUGUGGGUGUACACGUGUGGGUACCUGGCGCGGUACCAGGCGCUGGGACCAGGCUGCAGGAGAUUUCACCCUGAAGAGUCUGUUUUGAUGAGGUGGAGCAAAUUCCCCUAAGGCAGCAUCCCCGAAAGCUGCUCAGAGCGUUGAGGCUGUGCCGGGAAGAGUAUGGUGGGCUUUGUCCUUCAUUCCCCAUUGCUGGAGGGGCAGUGGGGCGUGCCCAGGCACUGCCCUCUCCCCAGCCUGGGCAGUGUCCCUGGCUGCACCAGUACAGGGUUGUCAGUGCUGUGUCCCUUGAAAGCCCAAACUUAAAUUUAAGGCGAGAUGUCUGUGGGGCAAGGGAAAAAGUUUUCAUAGAA